Messenger RNA from Porites lobata, 2906 nucleotides. The record is from the annotation of a GenBank genome assembly. NCBI's taxonomy places the organism in Eukaryota, Metazoa, Cnidaria, Anthozoa, Scleractinia, Poritidae.
CGGGGAACACAGGGGAAACAAGCAACACAGGGGACUCAAAGGGGCACCGGAAACACAAGUGAGACAAAAGUCACAAGGGACACAGGGGACUCAUAGGGACACAGGUCACAAGGGGACUGUAACUAAAUUUUUUAAGAUACAGCGCCCCUAUGGGGACCAGCCUUAGAGCUCAACAGGCUACCCUGUGUAAAUAAAGUUUUACUUUACUUUACUUUAAGGGGACACGGGACACUAGGGACACAAAGGGCACAAGGAGACCAAUGGGACACAAGGGAUACAAGGGAACACAAGGGACACAGGGGCUACAAGGGAACACAAAAGACACAGAGGACACAAGGGAGACAGGGGCUUUAAAGAGACACAAGGUAUAUGGGGGACACAAGGGAUACAAAGAAAAACAAGGGACACAGGGGACACAAGAGACAAAGGAAAACAAAGGACACAACAACAACAACAACAAGUUUAUUCAGUAUUACCAUUUUGUACAGGUGUUACCGAUUAAAAUAACAAUAAUAAACAGCUAAGUUUAAGGAAAUGCAGAUAUGAUGGAACGGUAGAAUUAACUAUGUUUCUUUCGUCUUUCAAAUGCUUGAAAGAUGAAAUUAGCAGCUAGCCUGCUGAUAUGUGAAUCAGUAUUGUUAAAACGAAAACAGACUUUAUCAUGGAUAUUGUAAUGUGUAAAUAAUGUAUUUCGGUCGUUGAUUUUAAUAAAAAGAGUCUUUCUCAAAUCAUUGUAUUGAUCACAGUGAAAUAAUAUGUGCGGUUCAUUUUCAACUGAAUUUUGGUUGCAAUGAUCACAGAUUCUAAGGUCUUCAGGAGUUCUGGGGAUUGUAAAUCUUCCAGUUUCUAUUUUUAAAUUAUGAUUUCCUAUCCUAAAUUUGGAAGCUACACGCCUACGUUCUGGAUUCCGGAUAUGAUUGAUGAAUUCAGAGUGAUUUGUUUCAUUUUUAAAGAUGGAGUAGAAUUUUAGUUUUUUAUUUGUUCUUAUCAAAUUUAGCUGGUGGUUUUUCAGAUGUUUUGACAAAUUAUUCUCAGCUUUGGAUAGAAAAGUAGAAGGGUUUUUAAAUUUAACUGACUGUUUAUGAAUAUUAAGAUGUGUACUCAAAAGAUUUAUUUUAUUUAUUAGACCAGAUUUAUUUUCUUCGGCCAGUUUAUCCGAUAUGUUUAAGCAGAGUUUAGCGAUGCUGUCAGGGGGUUGAUUUUCAAGGUGAAUCCAAAAUUUGAAAAUGUUCAUUGUUAUUUGUAAAUUUAGAGAUAAUCUACCAAGUUCAUUUCUGGAUGCAACAUUCGGUGAACGUUUGUUUAAACCUAAACACAUCUUACAAAAAAAUACAUGCGUUUUGCCAAUCGAGUCUUUAUCCCAGCGGCUAUAAUCACUUUUAUCAUAGAUUCCCCAAACUUCAGAGCAAUAUGUUAAAAUUGGGAAAAAUAGUGUAUUGAACAGUUUGUUGAUGAUGUGAAUUGGUAAUUUUAGAAAAUCUAGAUAACGACGAGCGGCAAAAAAGGAUCUCUUUGUUUUUUCUGUUAAGUUUUCCUUGUGAUUUGUAAAAUUUCCAUUGGCAGAAAGUUUCACUCCAAGAUAGGUAUAGUUAUUGACGAUUUCAAUGUUUUCAUUGCUAACCAUAAAAUUGUGUUUAUCUAUUGCUGAUUUUCUACUUUUCUUCUGAAAUACAAUAACUUUGGUUUUAGUUGGAUUAAUCUUAAGAAGCCAAUCCUGACAAUAUUUUGAUAGUCUGUCAAGACUUUGUUGCAAACCUUCUGCCGAGCUAGAUAUUAAAAGUAAAUCAUCGGCAUAAAGUAGACAGUUUAAGUGAGAACCAUCUGGUAGUAAGAUAGAAUCUUUAGCAUUGUUAUUUAGAAUGAAGGGUAGUUCGUUUUAGAUAAGGGGACACAACCGACACAGGGGACACAAUAGACAAAAGGGACACAGUGAACCCAAGGAGAUACAGGAGUCACAAGUUACACAGGGGACACAAGGGACACAGCAGACACAAAGGACAUAGGAGACACAGGGGCACAAGGGACACAGAGGUCACAGGGACACAGGGGAGAAAGAGACACAGGGGACACAAGGGACACAGGAAAACAAAAUGGAGGCAUGGGACUUAGGGAACACAAGGGAGACAGGGAAGACAGGAGACACAAUCAACUCAAGGGGACACAUGGGACACAAGGGGACAGCAGAUAUGCAGGGGUCACAAGGGACACGGGGGACACAAGUGACACAGGGGACUCUAAGGAGUCAGGGGACACAGGGAACAAAAGGGACACAGGGGACACUAGUGGCACAGGGGACUCUAGGGACUCAGGGGACACAGGGAACACAAGGGACACAGGGGACACAAAAGUACAAAAGGGACACAAGGAGACACAAGCAACACAAGGGACACAAAGGGACACAGGGUACACAAGGGAUACAAGCGAUACUAGGGGACACAGGGGAGACAGGAGACUCAGUGCACACAAGGGACACAGGGGACACAAGGGCUCCAUGGGACACAAGGGACACAAGGGACACAGGGACGUUAUGGGACACGGGAGACUUAUGGGACACAGGAGACACAAGGGACGCAGCCGACACAGGCGACACACGGGACACAACCGACAUAGGGGACACAGGAACACAGGGGACACACGGGUCGCAAUGGACAUAAGUUGACCCAAGGCACACACGGGACACAGAAGACACAAGGGUCACAGGGGACACAAGUAACAAAGGUGACCCAGGGGACACAGGGAACAAAGAGGACAUGUGUUACAUGGGACGUAAGUUGACCCAAGGCACACAGGGGACACAGGGGACACAAGAAACAAAGGGGAUCCAAGGGACACGAUGGACACAGGGGAGAGAAGAGACCCAAGGGACACAGGGUCACUUGGGGACACAAGGGGACACAGGAGACACA